Messenger RNA from Rhopalosiphum maidis (corn leaf aphid), 2976 nucleotides. RefSeq names its product RAC serine/threonine-protein kinase (gene Akt). Gene Ontology annotation, molecular function: ATP binding; protein serine/threonine kinase activity. NCBI's taxonomy places the organism in Eukaryota, Metazoa, Arthropoda, Insecta, Hemiptera, Aphididae. The coding region runs from base 584 to 2152 and encodes 522 amino acids. The transcript is spliced from 9 exons. The record is from RefSeq and is a predicted model, not a curated record. Gene Ontology annotation, biological process: protein phosphorylation.
UAAUCAUCGUUGCACGGCACGAACGUGGAUUUUCGAAUUUGAUUCGGAAACGCGUAUUAUGUCGCUUGCCCCGUCACGCAUACCGUCUGUCGCCGGUCGCCGCCGUUAGUAAAAUUUCGCUGCCUGUCUCCACGCACGUUACUUAAUACAUAUUCGAUUUCCGUUUGAUUCGCCGCUGUUGUGGUUCACCGUCCCCCGACAGUAAACGAACUGAAUAUCGAUCCACGUCCCUGGCCCCUGCGAUCGCGAUCGCAAGUCGCUUUCCUCGAACGCCGCCGCCGUCGUCGAGCCUAUCCCAAUCGAACUCUCGUUGUACGAGCGCACACGCACACAUACACGCGCGCACACAAACACACACAUUGCACACGCGUGCGCGAAUACGAUACUACGACGAUAAUAUUAUAGUACACGACCGUGACUCUGGAACCCGAGACACGUUUCGAUCAUGCUUUCUGCGACGUAUAAUAGCACCCCGUCCAUUCUGCUGAAAUGCUGAUCCUGUAGCACUACGACGACAAUAUCGUCAGAUGAUCUGACAAAACAGAAUACACAUCUGCCGCUGUUGACCUUUGAUCGUUUAACCAUGGCUGAUGUACUGCAGUCCAUUUGCAACCCGUUGCCACUGUCAUCCAGCCAAUCAUCGAUUGUUAAAGAGGGAUGGCUGUUUAAACGAGGUGAACACAUUAAAAACUGGAGGUCCCGGUAUUUUAUACUGUUUGCCGAUGGUUCACUCAUGGGCUACAGAAACAAACCUGAAGGUCCAAUGACUGAACCUCUAAAUAAUUUCACUGUAAAGAGAUGUCAAAUAAUGAGUGUUGAUCGUCCUAAACCAUACACAUUCACAAUUCGAGGAUUACAAUGGACCACUGUAAUUGAACGAACGUUUCAUGUGUCUUCUGAUAAAGAGAGAGAAGAAUGGAUGACUGCCAUUAAAGGUGUAUCAGAACGUUUGUCUGAUGUUGAUGAAGUUGAAAUGGAAGGCGUAUCUCAUUCGACUAGUAUGUCAAGUACAAUGUCAGGACCCAGUUCAGAUGACUUCAGUGCCAAAUUUUCCGUUCAAGGAACUUCUUCAAGUAAAUCCACUGGAAAACGAAAAGUGACUCUUGAGAAUUUUGAGUUUCUUAAAGUACUUGGAAAAGGUACAUUUGGAAAAGUGAUUUUAUGCCGAGAAAAGGCUACGGGUCAUUUAUAUGCUAUCAAAAUUCUUAAAAAAGAAGUCAUCAUCCAAAAAGAUGAAGUUGCUCAUACACUAACUGAAAACAGGGUUCUCCGCACUACUAGUCAUCCUUUUCUAAUUUCAUUGAAGUACUCAUUUCAAACUGCAGAUAGAUUAUGUUUUGUCAUGGAAUAUGUAAAUGGUGGAGAACUAUUCUUCCAUUUAUCCAGAGAACGUGUGUUCACAGAAGAUAGAACUCGUUUUUAUGGAGCUGAAAUUAUUUCUGCUUUGGGUUACUUACAUUCCCAAGGAAUUAUUUAUAGGGAUUUAAAACUUGAAAAUUUACUAUUAGAUAAAGAUGGUCACAUUAAAAUAGCUGAUUUUGGAUUGUGCAAAGAAGAUAUUACCUAUGGAUCAACAACCAAAACAUUCUGUGGCACACCUGAAUACUUAGCUCCAGAAGUGUUAGAAGAUUUAGAUUAUGGACGGGCUGUUGAUUGGUGGGGAAUAGGAGUAGUCAUGUAUGAAAUGAUGUGUGGAAGAUUACCAUUUUAUAACAAAGAUCAUGACAAAUUGUUCACUCUCAUUUUGAUGGAAUCUGUAAGAUUUCCUAGAGGUCUUUCUGCUGCUGCAAAAAGUUUGCUAACUGGUCUUUUAAUCAAAGAUCCCAAAAAGCGAUUGGGUGGUGGUCCUGAUGAUGCCCAAGAAAUCAUGAGCCAUGUUUUCUUUAGUAGUAUUAAUUGGCUGGAUUUGGAACAAAAAAAGAUUCCUCCUCCAUUCCAACCUCAAGUAUCAUCAGACACAGACACACGAUAUUUUGACUCGGAAUUUACUGGAGAAUCUGUUGAACUUACUCCACCUGACCUAUCAUCGCAUCACCUCAAUAGCAUUGCAGAAGAAAUGGAACAAUCACAACCAUACUUCCCACAAUUCAGCUACCAAGACUUAGCUGGAUCAAUAUCAAUAAGUGCCAGUUCGUGUUUCAGUCAUACGUGAACAAAAUAAAAAUAUGUAAGUGAUUCUGUAAAAUAUUGCUUAACAAUUAAUUAAUUUACUACAAAUGAUAAACUGACUUUACUCUUCAUAUUUUUUCUUUUUGACAUUAGGCUAUUUUCUGUAUAUAAAUUAUAUUAAUAUUAUACAAUGUUUUGAACUAGUGAAUUUUUUUUUUUUUUUUUUGAACGUUGGUCAAAUACUUAUUGAAACUUUUAACAUACAAAAGUCACUCUUAUAAGAUCGUUCAGUAUUUAUAGAAUUUUUCAUCUAAUUUUUUAUUUUAUUUUUUUUUUUGUAUGUAGUUGUUUAUUAUAAAUUAUUGCUGUUUUUUUUUCAAUUAUUAUUAUUAUUAUUUUUUCUGUCUUGUUGAAAGUAUUUGUUUUGUGUACAUAUUGUUGAAAAUUUAUUCUAAAAACAUUUUGCCGGCCUCCCUUGUAUGCAGGAUACAUUUUUAUCCUUACAAAUUGUAAAGCAUUUUUUUUUUUUUUUUUUUUUUAUGUUUUCGAUAAGGUAUUUACUGUUUGUCUUAAUCUUAUAUCAUAGAGAGCUCUAGAAAUAGUGUAUUGGGUUAUAAGGGAGUGUGAUUGGGAAAAAUUGUAGGUAGAAAAUGUAUACAAGCGGGAUUUGUACUCUAGAAAUUAUUUAAAAGGCUUGCAAUCAAGUUUUUAUAUAAUUAUACAUUAUGAAUUAUAUUUUGUAAUAUAGCCUUUACACUUUAUGUGAACUUAUUGUCAAAUAAUCAUUUUAAACCAAGUACCAUUCAAAUUCCAUAUAUCAUAAAUUAAAUCUUUAUUUUUAAUACUGUUAAUGAAUGUAUGCAUAAU